This is a messenger RNA of Sphaeroforma arctica JP610, 4103 nucleotides long. RefSeq lists its product as hypothetical. The transcript is spliced from 18 exons. NCBI's taxonomy places the organism in Eukaryota, Ichthyosporea, Ichthyophonida. Gene Ontology annotation, cellular component: nuclear body. Gene Ontology annotation, molecular function: RNA binding. The record is from RefSeq and is a predicted model, not a curated record. The coding region runs from base 18 to 2810 and encodes 930 amino acids. Gene Ontology annotation, biological process: primary miRNA processing; mRNA processing.
AGGUAGGAAACAACAGUAUGGAACGAUGGUCGCCUGAGCGUGGUACUCGUGGUGGUGAACGUAGCGAUGUAGGUGACGAUUCAGAUAGGCGAUGGCGUCGUAACAGAGACAGUGACCGUAACAGUAGGAAGGGACGGGACGAAAGUGUGGACGUGGAUGAUAUGGGCAGGCGUAAACGCAAGGGAAGCUCUCAGAGUCGGUCAUAUGACAGACGUGGCCGUCACGCACCCGAGCGUCGCGAUUCCUUCGGGAGAGACAGAGAUGUCGAUGAGCGCAGCCGCCAGAAGUUCAGAUCACGGUCGCCCAUUUAUGACAGAGACGAUCGCAGAGGCAGAAACAACAACAACAAUGCCGGAGGCAGAGGAUACGAUCGCACAGAUAGAGGCGGUUCGUGGCAGCGUGGAGACUCUCGCGAGAGAGCCAGUCGUGGCCCACCUCGUGACUUCCCGAUGAGAGAUGGUUUACCUCGCCCCAUGCAGCCUCCGCCUCCUUCCAAUGGCCCUGUGAGCUUCAAGAUGUUCAUGUCUAAUCUGCCUGAGGACAUAGACGAUAAGACAGCCACAGAACAGUAUGCGCAGUACAAAGUCAACUUUCUGCAGGAUCAGAUAUCGACCUUCUUCAACGCACACAAGAAUAGUGAAUGGUUCAUGGACGAAUAUCUGGAAGCGCGGGUGCAGAAGUACGACAGUGAACGUUUUGCUGUAGCGCAAGAACGCGCGCAAAUACUUCUGGAGAAGGACACCCCAUCGCACACGGAUGAUCUGGAAGACACACUCGUGAAGGAUGUGUUGGGAGAUCUGCGUAUGACUGAGAACGACAGUGAUCAAAUGGUGAAGCUUAUUGCUAACCUCAACACAGAGUACGACAUACGAGUGAGUGAGCGAGCCCUGGAGACGUUUAACGCGGGACAGAAAGCCCAGGCAGAAGCCGAUCAAGAGACCAAAGAGGAGGGGCGCAGAAACGAAGGUGCUGGCAAAGGCAAUGUGAGUGAUGACGACACGCGAAUGUCUGGUGAUGACGCGGAUAAGGACAACGAAGACGGGGAUGGAUCUGACGCCGAGAAGAACUCGGAUUUCCAGAAUGACGCAGAAGCAGACGGAGAGGCACAGGACGAACACCCCACACCGAUGAAAGUGUGUCCGAAAUUAUUUGUAAAGAAUUUAAGUAUCCAGGUUUCGAGAGAAGAUUUGAUGGCAGCGUGCAGCGCAGCUGGGCCGGUGAUCUGCCUGUCUUUUUCUAGUCCAUUGAGUAGUAAACGCUUCAUGCGAAUGGCUUGGAUCACCUUUGCCAUUGGUGCGGAUGUGAAGAAAAUUUUAAACGCAUUGCAAGGAAAAACGAUAAAAGGAUGCAAGUUAAGCUUUGUGAUUAAUAAUCCGCCAAACACAAAGAUCAAGGUCGCACCGUCACUCGCAAACGAACGAUCACGUCUGCUACACGAUUUGGAACAAACAAAAAGGUUGAUCGAAGUGUUAGACCAACGGGCAGGUCUCUUCCACGGCGAUCUGGACGAUGAUAUAGACGAGGAUGACCACAACACACGUACACGUGUGCAACGACUGGAGAACAACCCCUUUGUAGACACACACACACCCCUCAGCAGGUCAACCACGCCAGUGCGCAAGACGAAGAGCACAAAACACUCCAGAUCAAACAAAAGUAGGAAGCGUCGUGACAGCAUGGACACUGGCGACGAGAAUGACAGGUCCAGCGACGACAAGAGUGACAAAGGCGAUAGCGCCGACGAAGAGGAGAUGGCCGAUACCGAUGAUAUCAUCAACGAGGGAGGGUUCAGUGUACGGGAAGCCUUAGACCGGCAGCUGCUGUACCUACGACUGGUACAUAACUACUGUUACUACUCGGGUGUACUCGCAAAAGAUAGUGACGCGCUUGUGCGUAGUGUGGGGCAUCUGCACGUGCGACCUACCACGGAGGAAGAGGACAGUAAUAGCCGAUUAAAGAGGAGUGACCGGGCACGAGAGCGCAGAGAAAGCCGGUCCGAAAAUAAAGGGCCGGGGCAGCAGAGACGGGACAAUUUGUUGACUAGAGAGACGGAGGAGGGUGCGGAAGCCUGGGCGAAGAGAGUGGAUAAGAGGGUGGCGGCAGUUUUGAAGCCAAAACUUGAUGAAGAUGAAGUGAAGAAAUUGAUCCGAAGUGAACGGAAUGCUAAAACUGGUAACACUGCAGCAGCCGACGACGACGAGAAUGUGGACGAAGCCGAGGAGUGUGAGAAGGCCGUUGAAAGGUUUAUAGACGAAAGCUGGACACAGAUCGAAACAGAGAAGUUCAAGUGUGUGCUAUGCUCAAAGAUGUUCAAAGGCCGAGAGUUUGUUGUCAAACAUCUGAACAAGAAACACGGUGACGAGCUACAGGGUGUCAGGAAUAGACUCCUGCUUUUCAAGCAAUAUGUGAGAGACGCAGAUAGGGUCACUCUAGACUCACUGCAAGUGAUGAGCAAUUUCGGCAGCGGCAGAUUCGAACAGAGACCGUUCAUGCCAAGGGGUGGCCACCCCAUGCAUGACGGACCAAGAGGAGGCAUGCUGAUGCGCCCGCCAUUCAAUGGCCAUAGGGGGCCAAGACCACCGCCUCACAUGAUGUUCAGGACUGGACCACCAAUGGGACAAAACGGUCCGGAUUUCCAUCAUGGACAGCCGCAAAUGUUCCACCCGCACGGACCUAGACCUAUGCGACCGCCGGGCCCUAUGGACCCACGCGGUGGUCGAGAAAUGCGCCAAUAUACAGAUUUAGACGCACCUGUGGGCGAUCGCCGGGGACCGGACUUCCGAGAACUGGUCAAUUAUGGUGACAUAUAAAGAAGAGAAUGCUUAUGUAGAUAUAUUUGAGCAAUCAAAUUCAAUAUUUCAAUUGCAGUGGACUUCAAUUGACAGACAAAUCAGUGAAAUCGCUAUUAGGUGUUAAACUCAUCAUGUUCAGUAGAUAUAAAUAUCGUCUGAGAAACGUUUACGUCGCAAAUACAGCCUACAGCGGGAUCGACUUCAUACGCAUCUUGCUAUAUGUCUGAUUUCGAUGUCCUUUUACUAUUCAAAAUUACUAGUUGAGAAUACCGUGGCGGUGUCACAGAGAGCCUGGAAACCCGUGGCAAUUUCUCAACACUUGUAUGCGUAUUCUUUGAAAGACUACGCAAGUUGUCGGCGUCUAUAGCUCUGUGCGACAUGAUUUUUUAGAAACCUUUCUUAUGCGUGCAUAUAAAGAUGCAAAUCAUUGAUAAUGCUCCAAAGACGGGCAUUCUACUGGAGGCAUAGAACUGAACUACAAGUGGUGGAUAAUCAUGAUUGUAGAUAAUUAAAUUAACAAGUGUAUCGUUGCAGUCUUCCAAUGAUUAGAGUGCGACCUGGAAAGCAAUCAAAACUGGUACAACAUACGUUUGAAUCUGUUUAGUGUCAGAACAGUGAGGAGUGAUACACUUGCAAACGGUUUGAAAUUUUAUAUAUUAAAAAUUUUAAAUAUGUAUACUGCUAGAUUAUAUUUCAUGUUGUGACUGUCAUCCGUCCAGUUUCUGUGUAACGUUCGACAUUAAUUGGUGCCUACGGAGGCACUUCGCAGACCUUUCCUCCUCUCCAUCUUGGACCGUAUUUCCGUCAUGCGUUGCUUCAGUUGCUGGUUCUCAAUCUGUCUUUCUUGUGAGAUCACAAGAGCUGGUGUAGCGGCGGGUGUGUCGGACCAAGUGACCUUGGGCGCCAUUGUAUCGUGCGCCUUCCCAGUAUUGUGUUCUGUUCGAUGUGUUCGUUCAAGCUCAUACGACAUAGCAGGCGGUGAAAAACUUAUUGGACCGCUCUUAAUAACCGUCGGCUGUAGAUGGAGGGUGACUCCAGGUCGAACACCAUACGCCACAAUUGUCCUGUGAUGACUUGUCAGUGCCGUAUAUGUAGUAUGUUUAAGUACCAAUUGCAAAUGCUGUGGUGGAACUCGUAAGUAAUUUCCUAGCGUAGUUAAGACGGCUAGUACUGGAUCUGAGGCACAAACAUUAAUCCUGAACUUCUGGCCCGUCAUUGACAAAACUUUGAUUUGAAAUGUUCCGGGUAUUGAAGCACUGUUGUUAUUAGGCAUGAUCUUUAAAAGUGUUCAACGAUUGUGAUAUGUUGCAG